ACCAUGUGACAACAUUGAAUAGAGUCGAGAAACUAAAGCACCUGUGGCUCAAUACCUGAAAAUUGUUUAAAAGUGUCAGUUCUUGGAGCCCAAGGUGCUCUGGGUAUUUCACUGUCAUUUGCCAUCUUGUUUUCUCUUCUUAGUUACAUUGCUCAACUUCCAUUCUGUGCAUGGAAGUGAGCAUGUCAGUGCCUCAAAGCAGUAUCUUGUUAAUGCAAAAUACAGUUUUAAAGUAGUAAACACACGUGGUAAGACAAAUAAAUUAUUAUGCAUCAGCAGUAUUUAAAAAUGAACAGAAAUUAUAUUUUGAAAAUUCCAACUCAGUAAUAUUGUGAAUAGAUAAAUACAUUUGAGAAUAAAAUGCAUGAAAACCAAACUUUUCCUUCAUUUACAUGGAAAGAUCAGAUUUCAGAAUUCCUUAUUUCCCACUACAACAGGCAUUGAUGUUUCAGCUUCCUUGCUCAGAUUUAGGUGUCUGCUUAUGUCUUCAAUAGUGGUGGGGGAAAUAAAGUACUUUGAUCUCAGGACUUGUUAGGGGAGGGAGGGAAGUAUUAUUUUUUUGGGAUUUUUAAAUGUGGUAUUGACAUUUCAACCCUACAAAUGUAGGGAUCAGUCCUGCUCUCAUGAAGGUUUAUGUGGGAAGAUCCAGUUGAUUAAGCAAAUAUGGAUUGGGACCAUAUUCCAAGUAGUUUGGCAAUUUAAAUAUUUUUUUACCAAAGCUUUUUAGGUCUUCUGUAAGUAAACUUCAUUUGAUCUCCAGAAUAAAGAACGUAGUGGAGCAGAGCAUCCUAAAAAAUCAAAUGAAAGGUGGAGAAGGGAAAUGAAAUAAUGCUAAGGAAGACAGGAAAGAAGGUGUGAGAAAUAACUUACAGAAGUAGAUAAGUACCUGUGGAUAUGCAGUGCACAGUAUUGCAGCACUUGCAGCUGCGGGCUCUGUUGUGGAAUACACUGGCAGUCAUCAAAACUGUUAAUAGUUGUACCAGUGUGAAAUGCACAAAGCUUUUGUAUAAAUUAUGCUUGAAGCGUCCUGAGAUGUGGCAUGUGUAAGGUAGAAAGAUUUCAAUAAGCCUGAUGUGAAGACAUCAGGGUAGGGAUUGAAAAGUGGUGGAGAUAAGGCAGAAAUUAAGGAUGACCUUUUGCAGAGUGCAGGGAGAAGCUGAUGAAGACGAGUUUUUUAACAAGCAUGGGAAUGAGAUGGUGGGAGAAGAGAAUAAUUUAUUUGUUCUUUCAUAUGACUUCAAAAUUGGAUGAAGUGAGCUGGCACGCAGUGGAGUCUGUGUUUUUGUCUCUUUUCAAGUGUUUCCAGUAAUGGGAGAAGAAUCCUAUGCUAACUUCCACACCAGUGCCAUCUGCUGCUGCUCUUGUGCCUGGGCUUAGUUUCCAAAAACUUGGAACUGACGUGAUCUUUGUUAUCCUAAUUUUAUUUGCUGUCCUAUAGUGUGAUUGCUACACUGAGUGUAAUGGGAUGUUCUAGAAGCCUGAAGGAAUGCUCAGGGUUAUGCUGCUGACUCAUGCUAGCUUGUGCUGGCAGCAAGACCAGGCAGGUCUUGUCAGCUUCAAUCCACCAUAUGCCCCACUCUGAGUCAGGGGGAUUAGGGGGCGAGAGGAGACAUUACAGGGAAAAAUCCUAGGAGGGAGCUCAGGCCAGGGUUUGGUUUAACUUGAAAUUAAGAAUAAAAGAAUAGGAAGAGGGAAGGUAGAGCGUGCGUGUGUGGGUGCUGUGUGCUGCCCUGUGUUAGGAGAAUAGGGAUUCAGGCUAUUCAUAAUGUUUGAUUAUAACCUCAUUGGGGCAGAGUUUGUCUUUAAAGUGUCACAUGCAAAUGGUACUGGGUAACUGAGCAUUUUUGGUGGGAGACUGUACUGAUAUUGUAGGUGAUUGUUAGUGGUACUGGUGUAGAACGGACUAAAAUUACAUGAUCCAAGUCAGUUUUUCGUUGCUGCUCUUAAAGUGCUUUUGUGGGACUUUCCUGCUUGGAGGAAUGCCAAAAUGAAUAUGUGGGAAGCCUUAAUACUUAUACAGUGCUUUUUACAUAUUCAAAGCUUUUUGCAAGUAUUAACUAAUCUUUGUUUAUGAUUUCUAAACCCAAUUUUGCUUUUGUAAAUGAGGCAUAAUAUGGAUCUGAUUAAAAAUGGCCCACUUUUUUGGAAUAACUGUUCACUUUGUCCUUGUAGUUAGAGUAAUCGUUUUGAUCCUAUAAACAUACAUUGCAUGUCAUUUUGUUCUCCUGAAGUUUACUGCAGCAUGGAAAAUAUUGUGUUGAGUGAGAGACAACAAUAAUCUGCAUAUGAUCUUUGUAUUUUAGGAUGAAGGCCACUGAAAUUUAAAUUGAAAGUUGAAUACGUUUCUUCCUCCCUUCCUCCCCUUUGCCUUAUUGUGGAAAGUGUUCAUUCCAAACAUAAUUCUGAAGCAUUUAUUAAGUGUCAUAUUGAUUAAUUUAAAAAUAAUUUGUAAAUUGAAAGUUAAUUUAAUUUUUAUAUAUAUUUACAGCAUGAGGUGUCUUCUAUAUAUAUUUUUCUUCAUGAGUUUUUAGUGGCAUGUGAUUUAUUGUAGAAGUUGUUUUCAGUUAAAGUUGCUCAAGGUAGGUUUAACUAGCAUGGUGAUCAAAGCGCCAAAAGCCAUUAGUCUUAUUUAUGGUAGGGCUCCUACCAGUGCUAACAACGGGAUUUUGUCCCCUAAAGUUCCAUAGGCCAUUUUGAAACUGUGUCUUGGAAUUAGUCUAGUUUAAAUCACUUCCUGAUUUUUCUGUCUUGCUUGUGCUGUUGAUUGACUGUAAACUACUGUAGUACUUUAAAUAGUGCUGUUCUGCAGCAGUAUAUUGCUGAUGACUUAAGUUUAAGACCAUAUGUAAUUGCUGGAAAUACAAACAGGUUUGCGCAUCUCUUCACGAAAGGUGACGACAUUCAGAAUGUUUCUCUAGGACUUUAAAAAAAGCAACAAAACAAAACAGCUAGUCUUCUGAAAACAAGAUGUUACAGCCUGAGAAGGCCCAGAAAAGAGACAAAGACCCAAACUAAGGAGGACAAGAAAAAUAGUGAAGAAAUCUUAAAAUGAUGUAGGAUUAAUGUUCUUGAGAAGAAUUGUCUUUUGUGAAAGGAAGAAAACGUGCUUGCGCACCGUAAACUGUUUUUUGAACAUAUUUCCAAUACAGUGGUGGUCCAGAAGAUGAUAAAGAAAUGAUAGCAGCUCCAGAAAUACCAAGUGAUUUUACUCUCCUUCAGGAGUCUGAAACACACUUUUCUUCUGAUACAGACUUUGAAGAUAUUGAAGGAAAAAAUCAAAAACAAGGCAAAGGAAAAACCUGUAAAAAAGGGAAAAAAGGCCCAGGAGAAAAGGGGAAAGGUGCAAACGGAGGAGGGAAACCUGCUGGUCCAAACCGGAUGAAUGGACAUCACCAACAGAAUGGUGUGGAAAACAUGAUGCUAUUUGAGGUUGUUAAAAUGGGCAAGAGUGCUAUGCAGUCUGUAGUGGAUGACUGGAUAGAGUCAUACAAACAUGACAGAGAUAUAGCGCUUCUUGACCUCAUCAACUUCUUUAUUCAGUGUUCAGGCUGCAAAGGAGUUGUUACAGCAGAGAUGUUUCGACAUAUGCAGAAUUCUGAAAUAAUCCGAAAAAUGACUGAAGAAUUUGAUGAGGAUAGUGGAGAUUAUCCACUUACCAUGGCUGGUCCUCAAUGGAAGAAGUUCAAAUCCAGUUUUUGUGAGUUCAUUGGAGUAUUGGUCCGACAGUGUCAAUAUAGUAUCAUAUAUGACGAAUAUAUGAUGGAUACAGUCAUUUCACUGCUUACAGGACUAUCGGACUCACAAGUCAGAGCAUUUCGACACACUAGCACACUGGCAGCUAUGAAGCUGAUGACUGCUUUAGUGAAUGUGGCAUUAAAUCUUAGCAUUAACAUGGACAAUACACAACGGCAAUAUGAAGCAGAGCGAAAUAAAAUAAUUGGAAAACGAGCUAAUGAUAGGCUGGAACUUUUGCUACAGAAGAGGAAGGAGCUUCAAGAAAAUCAGGAUGAAAUAGAAAACAUGAUGAAUGCAAUAUUUAAAGGUGUUUUUGUGCAUAGAUACCGAGAUGCAAUCGCUGAAAUACGAGCUAUCUGUAUUGAAGAGAUCGGAAUAUGGAUGAAAAUGUAUAGUGAUGCCUUUCUUAAUGACAGCUAUUUAAAAUAUGUAGGUUGGACUAUGCAUGAUAAGCAAGGGGAGGUAAGACUCAAAUGUCUUACUGCUUUGCAAGGACUUUACUAUAAUAAAGAACUUAAUUCCAAAUUGGAACUCUUCACCAGUCGAUUCAAGGAUAGAAUUGUGUCUAUGACUCUUGACAAAGAAUAUGAUGUUGCAGUCCAAGCAAUAAAAUUACUUACUCUUGUUUUACAGAGUAGUGAAGAAGUUCUGACUGCAGAAGACUGUGAAAAUGUCUAUCAUCUGGUUUACUCAGCUCACCGGCCAGUAGCAGUAGCUGCAGGGGAGUUUCUUUAUAAAAAGCUUUUCAGUCGCAGAGAGCCUGAAGAUGAUGGACUGCUUAAAAGGAGGGGGAGACAAGGUCCAAAUGCUAACCUUGUGAAGACUUUGGUGUUUUUCUUUUUGGAAAGUGAAUUACAUGAGCAUGCUGCUUAUCUUGUGGACAGCAUGUGGGACUGUGCAACAGAACUCUUGAAGGACUGGGAAUGUAUGAAUAGUCUUCUGUUGGAGGAGCCGCUCAAUGGAGAGGAGCCUUUAACUGAUAGACAGGAAAGUGCACUGAUUGAAAUAAUGCUGUGUACAAUUCGACAAGCAGCAGAAUGCCAUCCACCUGUGGGAAGAGGAACAGGGAAAAGGGUGCUGACAGCAAAAGAGAAGAAAACACAGUUGGAUGACAGGACAAGAAUUACAGAGCUUUUUGCAGUGGCACUUCCUCAGUUAUUAGCAAAAUAUUCUGUAGAUGCAGAAAAAGUGACCAACUUGUUGCAGCUGCCACAGUAUUUUGACUUGGAAAUCUAUACAACAGGACGAUUAGAAAAGCAUUUGGAUGCCUUAUUGCGACAGAUUCGGGAUAUUGUAGAGAAGCACACGGAUACGGAUGUUUUAGAAGCGUGUUCUAAAACAUACCAUGCACUCUGUAAUGAAGAAUUCACAAUCUUUAACAGAGUUGACAUUGCAAGAAGUCAGUUAAUAGAUGAGCUGGCAGACAAGUUUAACCGACUUCUGGAAGAUUUUCUGCAAGAGGGUGAGGAACCUGAUGAAGAUGAUGCUUAUCAAGUCUUGUCUACGUUAAAGAGAAUCACUGCUUUCCACAAUGCUCAUGACUUGUCAAGAUGGGACUUGUUUGGUUGCAACUACAAAUUAUUGAAAACUGGUAUUGAAAAUGGAGACAUGCCAGAACAGAUAGUUAUUCAUGCACUGCAGUGUACUCAUUAUGUAAUCCUUUGGCAGUUAGCAAAAAUUACUGAAAGCAGCUCCACAAAGGAGGACCUUCUACGUUUGAAGAAACAGAUGAGGGUAUUCUGUCAAAUCUGUCAGCACUAUCUGACCAACGUAAACACUGCUGUUAAAGAGCAGGCUUUCACUAUUCUGUGUGAUGUCUUGAUGAUCUUCAGCCAUCAGAUUAUGUCAGGAGGCCGUGACAUGUUAGAGCCACUUGUUUACACUCCUGAUUCUUCAUUACAGUCUGAACUGCUCAGCUUUAUUCUAGAUCAUGUCUUCAUUGACCAGGAUGAUGACAGCAAUAGUGCAGAUGGACAGCAGGAUGAUGAAGCUAGCAAGAUUGAAGCAUUGCACAAAAGAAGAAAUUUGCUUGCAGCUUUUUGUAAACUUAUUGUAUAUACUGUGGUUGAAAUGAAUACUGCUGCAGAUAUUUUCAAGCAAUAUAUGAAGUAUUACAAUGACUAUGGAGAUAUUAUCAAAGAAACAAUGAGUAAAACAAGACAGAUAGACAAAAUUCAGUGUGCGAAGACACUUAUUCUUAGUUUACAGCAGCUUUUCAAUGAGAUGAUACAAGAAAAUGGUUAUAAUUUUGACAGAUCAUCACCGACAUUUAGUGGUAUUAAGGAACUCGCUCGACGUUUUGCUUUAACAUUUGGACUUGAUCAACUGAAAACAAGAGAAGCUAUUGCCAUGUUACACAAAGAUGGCAUAGAGUUUGCUUUUAAAGAGCCUAAUCCACAAGGUGAGAGCCAUCCUCCUUUAAAUUUGGCAUUUCUUGAUAUUCUGAGUGAGUUCUCCUCCAAACUUCUCAGACAAGACAAAAGAACAGUGUAUGUUUACUUGGAGAAGUUCAUGACCUUUCAGAUGUCUCUACGAAGAGAAGAUGUGUGGCUUCCUCUCAUGUCUUAUAGGAACUCCUUACUAGCUGGAGGUGAUGAUGAUACUAUGUCAGUCAUUAGCGGAAUCAGCAGUCGAGGUUCUACAGUAAGGAAUAAGAAAACAAAACCAGCAACAGGGAAGCGGAAAAUACCUGAAGCUGAAGAAAGCAGUAGUAGUGACAGCAUGUGGUUGAACAGGGAGCAGACAAUGCACACACCAGUCAUGAUGCAAACGCCACAACUCACUUCUACAAUCAUGAGGGAGCCUAAGCGGUUGCGACCUGAAGAAAGUUACAUGGGUGUGUAUCCAAUGCAGCCUGAACACCAUCAAGCUCCACUUGAUUACAACACGCAAGUAACGUGGAUGUUGGCUCAAAGACAACAAGAAGAAGCAGCUAGGCAACAGCAGGAGAGGGCAGCGAUGAACUAUGUCAAACUGAGAACUAACUUGCAGCAUGCCAUUCGGCGUGGUACAAGCCUAAUGGAAGAUGAUGAGGAGCCGAUUGUUGAAGAUGUGAUGAUGUCAUCAGAAGGGCGAAUCGAAGACCUAAAUGAAGGCAUGGAUUUUGACACCAUGGACAUAGACUUGCCACCAUCAAAGAACAGGAGAGAGAGAACGGAGCUAAAACCAGAUUUCUUUGACCCUGCUUCAAUCAUGGACGAAUCAGUUCUUGGGGUGUCAAUGUUUUAAUACCAGAUCAGCAAAUAAAUCCGUGAUGAAGUCAUUUUCUAAGUGGAAGAGGAAGUUUUUAAAUACAAAAUUGUGGUAGAUACAGUGAAAUUCUGAACAGAUUUUUCUCUAAGGAGAAUGACAUGCUUUCAAGAUCAAGUGCAUUGAAGGGGCAGUUUUGUUUGCCUGAAAAAUGAAAUGUAAAGGACAAGUAAACAGUUUGAGGAUAAGCUACAGUUUUUGUUGAAAAACCAAUAUUUUAUGUGUUAGUUUAUUUCCGAAUCAUAAAAAGUAUUCCACAUUUGUUUUAAUCUAACAUUCUCAGAGGUGCUUGGUACAGAGUUGAGCUCCUCUUUUUAUACAUUUAUUGGGUGUACUAAAUCAUGAGCUCUGCUGGGUUUGUUUACGUACAUGAACUGAAAUGGCAGGUGGAUUGAUUUUCUAGAAUUGUAAAACCAGCAGAACUUUGGCAUUUUAAAUUAAAUGCUUAAACUGCAUCAAGAGAAGCUUUUUAAUUAAGAUAAUCAUGGAGAAAAGUAAACUUAAAUGCAGAAUGUUAUCAAUUUUUUCAUCUAAAAUAUUUUUCAAAUCCAAAAGUUUCAUUCUGUCCUUCUCAGAACUGCCAGAAAGUAACGUAACACAGUCAUGCUUGCCCCAUUAUCAACCCUGAAAGUUUGCUUGUCCUUUAAGAAAAAUGUAAUGUUGUGAAAUUCCUUCCAGUAGUGCCACUGUAUUUUGUCUCCAAAUAAAAGAAGCUUAUUGUAGUAUGUUUGCAGAAAAAUUCUAAACAAAAAUUAUACAGCUUAUUAGAGUGUGGGAAUAGGGAUCUAAAUUUUAAAUAAAAUUAUAUAUAUAUAUAAAUUGGUGCUGAUUUUAUAAUUGCGCAGUUUGUUUAGUUUUUUCUUACUUUUAAAUUCCAACUUAAAAUUAUGAGGUUUCAGAAAUAUAUUGAAAGUUUAACAAUGUUUAAAAAUAGAAAAGCAUGAGAAUUCAUGCUUUAAAAAUGAUUUUUAAAUUUGUAUUUUAUAUUGUUUUAUCUAUCUGUCUUUGCAAGCAGUCUUCAGGUUAAAGAUACUUCUAACAGGUUACAGUACAUUUCCUCUGUAUGUAAAUUAGAUUGGAUAAUAGAAAUUCAUAAACCACCCCAUAAUAUUCUUUGAAAGCUAAGCUUUAAACUUCAUUUUUUGUCCUUUCACAAAUAAAUUAAAUCAGUUUAAAACAGAAAGUGGAUCUGUGCCAUUUUGACAUCAACUUAUUUUGCAAGGCUUAGGCAGCUAGACAUCAUUUUAAAGGAAAUAUUAACUUAUAUUACAUAUGUAUAUUUUUUGUCAGUUGUCUCUCAGUUCUUGAGGUAUAUUAUUUUAAUCAUUCCAUGCCUUAAUACGCUUGCAAUACAAGAAUUUCCCCAAAUGGGUGAACACGAAAAGGCUUCCUGUUUUUAGAUUCAGAAAUUAAACAUUGGGCUGUGGUAGCCAAAAACCAUAGAUUAUCUAAAGGAUCAUGAUAAAAUGUAAUUAUUUUACUAAGUCAUGGGAUAACAGUAUACUCAAAACCAGAUCUGCCUAACUCAUUUUACAUAAAUAUUCUCAUUUCUAAAAGUACUGCCUAUAUUGUUUUUCACACCACUGCAUUUAAUAGAACUGCUGAGAGGACUGUAUAUAUGAUUUUAAACUUAAAUUGAUUUUUUCUUACUCUUGAACGAGUGUUUCUUUGUGAAAGCAGUUCUUACAGCUUUAUGUUUUCAACCAGCUAAAAUGUUUUAUAUAUUUACCUUAACCUGUUGUCCUCCACAUUCUAUUGUCCUAAUUGUACUGUUUUCUGAUUUGUAUUUAUGUCUUGAGACAGUAACUUUUUGAAUAAAAAUAAACCUACAGUAUGUUGUAUGUUUGAUCUUUUUAAAUCGGGGGUAGGGAAGGACGUUGAAAAAUAAAAGGAUGUGAGUGAUGCAAAUGUUAUGUUUAUAGAAAUUAAAUCUUUUUCCAUGUCUUUUAAGUGUUUGUCUCAGAGUUGAGAUAAUGUAUGGAAAACUGCACUGUUUUAUAUUUGUAAUAAAUUGUACAAGUUUUUAAAAUGUGAAUAAAGCACUAAUUGGGUUAAUAAUUUAAA
Chelonia mydas (Green sea turtle) is the source of this 9048-nucleotide messenger RNA. It is a transcript of the gene STAG2, whose product is annotated as stromal antigen 2. Gene Ontology annotation, cellular component: nucleus; cohesin complex; chromatin. Lineage: Eukaryota; Metazoa; Chordata; Testudines; Cheloniidae. Gene Ontology annotation, molecular function: chromatin binding. Gene Ontology annotation, biological process: sister chromatid cohesion. The coding region runs from base 3175 to 6963 and encodes 1262 amino acids. The transcript is spliced from 35 exons. The record is from RefSeq and is a predicted model, not a curated record.